GGAGGACGCGAGUUCAAUCCCCGACCGGUGCCACCAAGCUGGGACUUUUCAGCCACCACCGAGUGCCUUAAAACUACCCACAUUCUGUCCAGAAGACCACCUAUCAACCCAGACCCUAGAUUCUAGGAUUAACCCUCUGAGUACCGCGCUAUGGCGAGAAAACUAGUACACCCCAUACCGCACUAUGUGCAAAAAAUUUUUUUUCUUUCAAAACACUCGAAUCUAUCCCAAAACCAUAAAAAAUGUUGUCAUUCCCCUUUCCGUUGCUUAGAAGUGUACCCCCUUCAUCUCACCCGCAGCCCCGCCCCACCUGUCCAGCCCCGCUCAGCCGAGAGCGAGUUCAUGCGGCUCUGCCCGCCACUCCGUUUCAGCGCGGUUUUGUAGUUCCACACUUUUUACACUCAGUGCAUCAUGGAACAAUUAUAUUUCGAGAAAUAAGACCGGUUUUGAAAAUUAUAAAAUGACGAUACGGUAUCGUCAACCGUAUGGGAAGCAACAUUUUGUUUUUGGCAGAGGGUGGUAAGCUGUCCUGAACUUUUCCUUUGUUUUCACUAUGUGGCGUAUCCCAUAGGAUCAUGAGAACCUGGGAGAGGCUAGCCCAACUCUCUAGCUAUCACGUGAUACCCGACUGGUCUUCGGGGAACCAAAACUUUUCGCGAAAUAAGACCGAGUGUAAGGGUAACUCAGUGACGAUGUGGUAUCGUCACCCGUACUGGCGGUAACAUCCAGUGGUGACGAUACCGUAUCGUCAUCGGUACUCAGAGGGUUAAAGAUGAGCUCCAGUAGGGCAUCAUGAGCCAAUGCAAGAUGGCGCCACUAUAAACACUCGCCUGCACCAGAAUGGGCUGGGCCGACCAUCAGGCCCCACUGGGAAGAAGCCUUGGACCGACCAUCAGGAACUCAGGAUCCAAUGGGAAGAAACCUACCAGUGCAAUAGGCCAAGACAUAACCCAAGACAUGCACAAACCACUUCCUCCUCCAGCCUAUUCCAUAGCUCAAUGCUUCUGUUUGGGAAGCUAAAGUUUUUCACAUCUUGCCUACACGUGGUCGCCCUCAACUUCUUUCCAUGUUCUCUCGUUUCUCUCUCGUUGCACACACACACAGGUCCUCUCUGUCCAAAUGCUCCACUCUGCUCACCACCCUGCACACUGCUAUCAGGUCUCCUCUUUCUCUUCUUCUCUCCAGGGUUGUGAGCCCCAUGCUAUUGAGUCUCUCCUCCUAAGUCCUCCGACGUACAAAACUCAUUCAAGUAUCGGUAGUAUCGGCUGAAAAUCAGCUGAUAACGAUACCGAUACUCUUAAAAUGUGCCAAUACCACCGAUACUGAUACCGAUACUCUUAAAAUGUGCCGAUACCACUGAUACUGAUACCGAUACUCUUAAAAUGUGCCGAUGCCACCGAUACUGAUACCGAUACUCUUAAAAUGUGCCGAUACCACCGAUACUGAAACCAAUACUCUUAAAAUGUGCCGAUACUGAUACCGAUACUCUUAAAAUGUGCCGAUACCACCGAUACUGAUACCAAUACUCUUAAAAUGUGCCGAUACCACCGAUACUCAUACCGAUACUCUUAAAAUGUGCCAAUACCACCGAUACUCAUACUGAUACAUCAGUACAUCCCUAGUCUUCACUGCGCUAAACAGCACACUAUUAUUGGCAAAUAGUCUAGUGGAAGACUUAGGCGUUGAGAGUGGAAGAUCGUUAACGGUGCCUUGUGGGACACCUGAAGAAACAGGGACGGUGUCACAUGAAGAUCCAUCAAGAGGAACACGUUGAGUCCAGUUAGUAAGAAAUGCAGUGAUCCAGUGUAGAAUAGGUCCUGAAAUACCAUAGUAUUUCAGUUUUAAUGUCAGUCUUUUGUGCGAGACUUUGUCGAAGGCUUUGGCAACAUCUAAAACAAAUGGGUGUGUUAGAUACCACUGCUGUGAAGGAAAGGAACAGUAACUGGGUGUGUUAGCAACCACUGCUGUGAAGUAAAGGAACAGUAACUGGGUGUGUUGGCAACCACUGCUGUGAAGGAAAGGAACAGUAACUGGGUGUGUUAGCAACCACUGCUGUGAAGGAAAGGAACAGUAACUGGGUGUGUUGGCAACCACUGCUGUGAAGGAAAGGAACAGUAACUGGGUGUGUUAGCAACCACUGCUGUGAAGUAAAGGAACAGUAACUGGGUGUGUUGGCAACCACUGCUGUGAAGGAAAGGAACAGUUACUGGGUGUGUUGGCAACCACUGCUGUGAAGGAAAGGAACAGUAACUGGGUGUGUUAGCAACCACUGCUGUGAAGGAAAGGAACAGUAACUGGACAUGUUCAGGGGGUCAGUAUGAGGUGUUUGGUUCAUGUUCAUUUCAUGCAUUUCAUGUAUCCAUUUAUCCCGACACGCAGGCAUGGUCUCGUCCACCCACUUGUCCCGCCAAGACAGCCGUCCACCCCUUGGUUAAUCUUGCCCACCUGAAGGUGGCCAGCACGCCCAGUUUGAAGAGCACUGCUCUGUGCACUUUUCAAUUGUAUUCUCUCCUUGAUGUCCUUUUUAUGGUGCCUGUUCUCUGGUGUGGUUCUGCCCCUUCUUGGUUUUCAGUUACCCUUUUCCUGAAGGUCUUUACAAGGUGCUUUUCAGCUGCCUGCUACACGGUGCCUCCAAAAUGUUGAAGGCAGUUAAUUCAUUACUCUAGGUCUAUUUUGACCCAGUUUAUUUGGUGUAGUUUUCUCAAUAUUGUGGUUGACAACUAGUAACUGAUAUGCUUUGUUAUACAUUUUAGGAAUUUGCAACUGCUUUUUUAUUUUGAAUCAUGUUUCUAUGAGGAUGUGAUCUUUGUCCCCACAGCCCCGCCGGUGCUGUGCUCAGCGCUCCCUGCAUCUUUGCUGCCGCUGAUCUCUGUUGCAGUGGAGGCUGCAAGGCAGGGCACCAGCCUGAGUGGCCGGGACCAGCAGGAGCAGACUGUCUGUGGUGUGAGGAUCAGGGGUGAUCAGGAGAGCCACCUCACCACCACCACCACCUUGCUGCUUGCAUCUCCAGCCAUAAAGGAAAGGAAAAGUUUGAGUGCAAGAAGACUUGAGAGUGAGAGCAGGUCCACUAGACACAGCCUUCCACACACUGGUGAAGGAAACCAUGAGUGCCAAGAGUGUGGGAAAAGACUCCCUGGGAAGGGUGACCUCACCAAGUACACCCACACACUCUGGUGAAAGACCUCAUGAAUGCCGUAAGUGUGGGAAAACGUUCAAUCAGAAGAGUAACCUCAACAGACACACCCUUACACACACUGGUGAAAGACCUCAUGAAUGCCGUGAGUGUGGCAAAAAGUUCAGUCAGAAGAGUAACCUCAACACACACACCCUUACACACACUGGUGAAAGACCUCAUGAAUGCCAUGAUUGUGACAAAACGUUCAGCAGUAAGAGUGACCUCAAGAAACACACCCUUACACACACUGGUGAAAGACCUCAUGAAUGCCGUGAGUGUGGCAAAAAGUUCAAUCAGAGGAGUAACCUCAACACACACACCCUUACACACACUGGUGAAAGACCUCAUGAAUGCCAUGAUUGUGACAAAAAGUUCAGUAGGAAGAGUGACCUCGAGAAACACACCCUUACACACACUGGUGAAAGACCUCAUGAAUGCCAUGAGUGUGGCAAAAAGUUCCAUCAGAAGAGUCACCUCAAGAAUCACACCCUUACACACACUGGUGAAAGUCCUCAUGAAUGCAGUGAGUGUGGCAAAAAGUUCAGUGAUAAGAGUAACCUCAACACACACACCCUUAUACACACUGGUGAAAGACCUCAUGAAUGUCAUGAGUGUGGCAAAAAGUUCAAUCAGAAGAGUACCCUCAACACACACACCCUUAGACACAGUGGUGAAAGACCUCAUGAAUGCCAAGAGUGUGGCAAGAGGUUCAUUUCUAUGUCUGUGUUGAACAAGCACAUCUUCAGACACUCUGGCCUGAGAGAGUUCAAGUGUGAUGUUUGUAAGAAACAUUUCAAGACCAAGGGGGAUAUUGCCCAGCACAUGAAGAUUCACUUCCCCUGAGGUGCUGUGUUGUGCUGCUCGAUGUGUUAUGCAUGUGUGUGUGUGUGUGUGUGUGUGUGUGUGUGUGUGUGUGUGUGAAGAAUAGAAGAAUAGAAUAGAAUGCAUUUAUUGCUCAGACUUUUACGAUAAAAGUAUGGAGCACAGCCCCUGUGUAACCAGUUAUAUCAUCAACUCUAUCUAAAAUGCCUCAGAACUAAUUUAAUAAAAUGAGCCAAAUUGCUUAGCAUGUGCACAUUCAUCCCCUAUUUGUUCACCAUUACAUUUAUCACAAUACCAUUCUUCUCUUCUGAUAUCACGGUACCUGCCACUGACAACUGGUAAUUGGUUAUUUCCUGUGAGAAUCUUACUUAUAUUGAUACGGUUUGUUUUACUUAGUUUAACAAGGUAAUCCUCAAUCCCAUAAAUUUCUUUAUACAUACUGUAACUACUACAUUUGCCUUUUGUUGUUAUAUUCCUAUACCAAGUUGAUAUCCAUAAAUAUUUCAACCUCUGCUCAACGGUCUUCCUAAACAACUUAACAUUGUUGAUGGUUUGUGGCUGCCAUACGCCUGACAGACCACAUUCAAUACAUAUACGUUUUAUAUAGUCCAACCAUGGCAAUAUAAAAGUACCAGACAUACAUAAGUGCAAUAAACAUGUGUACAUAACAUAA
Eriocheir sinensis (Chinese mitten crab) is the source of this 4670-nucleotide messenger RNA. RefSeq names its product zinc finger protein 239-like. Gene Ontology annotation, molecular function: RNA polymerase II cis-regulatory region sequence-specific DNA binding; DNA-binding transcription factor activity. Gene Ontology annotation, biological process: regulation of transcription by RNA polymerase II. The coding region runs from base 3104 to 4018 and encodes 304 amino acids. The transcript has 2 exons. The record is from RefSeq and is a predicted model, not a curated record. Lineage: Eukaryota; Metazoa; Arthropoda; Malacostraca; Decapoda; Varunidae.